AACUAUAAAACAAAAAACAUCCCCCACCCCACCAAUUUGAAGACCGCCCACUUCAGAUAUUGAGCUACAGACCCUUAAAGAUUUGAAAAGAGAGACGGAGUCAGACAGUUUGACAGUCACUCACUGAGCUUUGCAUCGCGUGCGCACAGACACAACUUCUCCGCUGCGCGUCAGGACUGCAGUCGUUCGCGCCACUCUGCCAUCGGUUCCCAUGUUUAGGAUGCUACAAACACCACAGCUCCGUCAAGGCGUGAUUGCGCUUUUCAUGUGGUUCACUCACUUUAUGGAGGACUACAAAGUCCAGGCGGGUAACUGCUGGUUGCAGCAGGGAAAGAACGGCCGGUGCCAGGUGCUCUACAUGUCCGGGAUGACCCGGGAGGACUGCUGCCGGAGUGGCCGUCUGGGCACCGCAUGGACCGAGGAAGAUGUGCCCAACAGCACGCUGUUCCGAUGGAUGAUCUUCAAUGGAGGCGCGCCUAAUUGCAUACCUUGUAAAGAAACAUGCGACAGCGUUGACUGCGGUCCUGGGAAGAGAUGCAAGAUGAACAAGAGGAACAAGCCCAGGUGUGUGUGUGCUCCGGACUGCUCCAACGUCACAAGGAGGGGGUCCAUCUGUGGGUCGGAUGGAAAAUCCUACAAGGAUGAGUGUACAUUGCUCAGGGCCCGCUGCAGGAACCAUCCUGACCUGGAGGUCCAGUACCACGGACGCUGCCGCAAGACGUGUCAUGGAGUUCGCUGCCCUGGCUCUGCGUCGUGUGUCGUGGACCAGACCAACAAUGCCUACUGUGUGACCUGUAAUCACCAGUGUCCAGAGGUGAAGUCACCUGACCAGUACCUGUGUGGCAACGAUGGCAUUGUUUAUGCCAGCGCCUGUCAUCUGAGGAGAGCCACGUGCAUCCUGGGAAGGUCCAUCGGCGUGGCAUACGAAGGGAAAUGCAUUGACGCCCGGUCGUGUGGCGACAUCGUGUGUCGGGGAGCGAAAAGGUGUCUGUGGGAUGAAGCGAGUGGCCGCGGACGCUGCUCUGUGUGUGACGAGCCAUGUCCGGAGAGUCGCCCGGGUGAGAGUGUGUGCUCCAGCGACAACAACACCUACCCCAGCGAGUGUUCCAUGAGGCAGGCCGCAUGCGCUCAGCAGCGUCACCUGGAGGUCAAACACUCAGGAUCCUGCAACUGUUUAAACCAGGUUUAAACCAUCACCCCACUGCCCAGCCCAGCCACCCCUCUCAGCCUCCAGCCUCCCUCAUAACCACAAUCACUUUUCUUUAUGUCCCAUACUCUGGUCCAUGGAAGAAGAGAAGCAGACUGUCAGUGAAUCAAGUCAAGGAAAAUAAGCUUAAUGUUGCAGUGGGAUUCUGUGCUGCUGUUAGGGUCAAUGGGGCGGUGGUUAGAGCGUUGGAAUAGUAGUUAGUUAGAGCGUUAGUAGUGGUUAGAGCGUUGGACUAGUAACUGAAAGGUUGCAAGAUCGAAUCCCCGAGCUGACAAGGUAAAAAUCUGUCGUUCUGCCCCUGAACAAGGCAGUUAACCCACUGUUCCUAGGCCGUCAUUGAAAAUAAGAAUUUGUUCUUAACUGACUUGCCUAGUAACAUAAAAUAAAAAAUAAAAUGAUGCUUAAUGUUGCAGUGAGAUUCUGUGCUGUUGUUAGGGUCAAUGAUGCUUAAUGUUGCAGUGACAUUCUGUGCUGUUGUUAGGGUCAAUGAUGCUUAAUGUUGCAGUGAGAUUCUGUGCUGUUGUUAGGGUCAAUGAUGCUUAAUGUUGCAGUGAGAUUUCUUGCUGUUGUUAGGGUCAAUGAUGCUUAAUGUUGCAGUGAGAUUUCAUGCUGUUGUUAGGGUCAAUGAUGCUUAAUGUUGCAGUGAGAUUCUGUGCUGUUGUUAGGGUCAAUGAUGCUUAAUGUUGCAGUGAGAUUUCAUGCUGUUGUUAGGGUCAAUGAUGCUUAAUGUUGCAGUGAGAUUCUGUGCUGUUGUUAGGGUCAAUGAUGCUUAAUGUUUCAGUGAGAUUCUGUGCUGUUGUUAGGGUCAAUGAUGCUUAAUGUUGCAGUGAGAUUCUGUGCUGUUGUUAGGGUCAAUGAUGCUUAAUGUUGCAGUGAGAUUCUGUGCUGUUGUUAGGGUCAAUGAUGCUUAAUGUUGCAGUGAGAUUCUGUGCUGUUGUUAGGGUCAAUGAUGCUUAAUGUUGCAGUGAGAUUCUGUGCUGUUGUUAGGGUCAAUGAUGCUUAAUGUUGCAGUGAGAUUCUGUGCUGUUGUUAGGGUCAAUGAUGCUUAAUGUUGCAGUGAGAUUCUGUGCUGUUGUUAGGGUCAAUGGCGCUUAAUGUUGCAGUGAGAUUCUGUGCUGUUGUUAGGGUCAAUGACGCUUAAUGUUGCAGUGAGAUUCUGUGCUGUUGUUAGGGUCAAUGAUGCUUAAUGUUGCAGUGAGAUUCUGUGCUGUUGUUAGGGUCAAUGAUGCUUAAUGUUGCAGUGAGAUUCUGUGCUGUUGUUAGGGUCAAUGAUGCUUAAUGUUGCAGUGAGAUUCUGUGCUGUUAGGGUCAAUGGCGCUUAAUGUUGCAGUGAGAUUCUGUGCUGUUGUUAGGGUCAAUGGCGCUUAAUGUUGCAGUGAGAUUCUGUGCUGUUGUUAGGGUCAAUGAUGCUUAAUGUUGCAGUGAGAUUCUGUGCUGUUGUUAGGGUCAAUGAUGCUUAAUGUUGCAGUGAGAUUCUGUGCUGUUGUUAGGGUCAAUGACGCUUAAUGUUGCAGUGAGAUUCUGUGCUGUUGUUAGGGUCAAUGACGCUUAAUGUUGCAGUGAGAUUCUGUGCUGUUGUUAGGGUCAAUGGCGCUUAAUGUUGCAGUGAGAUUCUGUGCUGUUGUUAGGGUCAAUGAUGCUUAAUGUUGCAGUGAGAUUUCAUGCAGUUGUUAGGGUCAAAGAUGCAACUGCUAGUAGACAAUUUGUUCUUCCAUAUAUCCGUCAUCAGACAGGGAAGCUUGAGGAAGAGGGGAAGGAAGAAGAGGAGAAAGAAGAGCAGGAAUACUAUGAUUUUCUUAAUCAAUAUGUUCUCGAACACAGCCCGGAUGAUAAAAACUCAUAAUAGCUGAAUAGUGUUUCAGUUCAGCCACAGAAUACUGUUCAUAUUGUAUAUAAAGUGUAUGCUUAUUUAUUGUCCAUGGAAGAGAAGAGAAAUAAGCCAGGGUUCCCCAAACUCGGUCCUCGGGACCCCAAGGGGUGCAUGUUUUGGUUUUUGCCCUAGCACUACACAGCUGAUUCAAAUAAUCAACUAAUCAUCAAGCUUUGAUCAUUUGAAUUCACUGUGUAGUGUUAGGGCAAAAACCAAAACAUGCAGCCCUUUGGGUCCUCAGGACCGAGUUUGGGGAACCCUGGCUGAACUAAGCAAUCGUAUAUUUGAAAUCUUGUAGGUGUUUUUACUUGUAUGUAUUUAUAUAUUUUGUUUAUUAUUUAUACAUUAACAGUGUCCGUCUGUCUUACUGUAUACCUAAUGUCUCUUGCAUUUUAUCCAAAGAGAAAAUGUAUUAUUUAUUUGAGGUGCAAUACUACCCACAUUGAUGUUCUUGUUCUGUAAACUCCUGCAAUGCAUUCUCUAUCUGAGCUGUACACAUCUGCUUAUUGUGGGCAAGAUUUGGAUUUACCCCGUCUUCCUACAUUGUGAAAUGUUGUCUAGCGUGUUUAGUGUGUUCCAGUUUAUUUUAUGGAGAACUUGUUGCUCACCGAUGUAUAUACCCUAGUGAGAGAAAGACUGGUUUUGUUGACUCAAAGCUGACCUAAAUGGCUUUGUCUAGUUUUUUGUUGAACAAAAGUUAGCCGUCCUAGUCCCACUACAGUGCAUAGCGAUACUUUUAACGAGUCAUUAUGGUCUCUCUCCCGUCAGAAAAUGACUAGCUUUGUUUAUUAAGGGGAGCAGGAUGGAUGCCACUAAAACAA
Molecule: messenger RNA, 3898 nt
Organism: Salmo salar (Atlantic salmon)
Lineage: Eukaryota; Metazoa; Chordata; Actinopteri; Salmoniformes; Salmonidae
Gene: fstb
Product: follistatin b
Biological process (GO): anatomical structure development
Molecular function (GO): extracellular matrix binding; calcium ion binding; collagen binding
Source: RefSeq, a predicted model, not a curated record